AUGUCUUUACAAAGCGAAAACGAUGAGGAUUUUGGAUUUAAACAUUUACUUUGGAUAUAUUGUGGUCGAUGUGGAGAUCAUUGUUGGAUUUGUGUUCGUAAAUCGAAUAAUGAUGAAAGGAAAGCAAUUGUAGUGUAUCUGGAAGUUAUAAAGACAAUUUUGGAAGAUCAAGAUGUGAUUAAUGAACAAAAAUACGAUUAA
Molecule: messenger RNA, 201 nt
Organism: Diversispora eburnea
Lineage: Eukaryota; Fungi; Glomeromycota; Glomeromycetes; Diversisporales; Diversisporaceae
Source: the annotation of a GenBank genome assembly